GCACAGGUGGGACUCCUCUCUCCUCUCCUCGCCGCUCCUGCCGCGAUGCCGCCGCCGUGUCCCCGCGGGGCCCUGCCCGGGGCCUCCCUCCUCCUCCUCCUCUUCCUCCUCUUGCCGCUGCUCUGCGCGGCCCCCGAUGUUUCAAGGGUAAAUAAGCUUAAACUGAUGCUCCAGAAACGAGAAGCCUCUGCUGCUGCGGCGAAGCCUGAGGUGUCAGUGAAAGAAACGGCAGCCAAGGAGUUCCUGAGCAGCCUGAGACGCCAGCGGCGCCAGCUGUGGGACAGGAGCCAGCCCGAUGUGCAGCAGUGGUACCAGCAGUUCCUGUACCUGGGCUUCGAUGAGCAGAAAUUUGAAGAUGACAUCUCCUACUGGACAAACCUGGGGCGUGCUCGUAAUGAAUACUACGGGGGGUACUACCAGCACCACUACGAUGAGGAUUCUCCAAUUGGCCCACGAAACCCACACACCUUCAGGCACGGGGCAGGCGUCAACUACGACGAUUACUAAUGCCAUUUAUCCUGCUGUUCCUGGGCCUGUAGGGCUGCACUGGGUGAGGCUGAGCCCUCCCUCAGUCAGAACGACUCUCCUUUUUCUUCUAUUCAUGUCAAACAGCAAGAGUAAAGGAACUGCCAGACUUUGAUGAAAGCAACAUGAUAUUUUUAAACUAUCAUUACUUAGUAGUACACUAUAUAUAUAAAGUGUUAUAGAAAUAAAGCUUUUUUGAUAA
Molecule: messenger RNA, 727 nt
Organism: Lonchura striata (white-rumped munia)
Lineage: Eukaryota; Metazoa; Chordata; Aves; Passeriformes; Estrildidae
Gene: ECRG4
Product: ECRG4 augurin precursor
Biological process (GO): cellular senescence; anaphase-promoting complex-dependent catabolic process; regulation of cell population proliferation
Source: RefSeq, a predicted model, not a curated record